Macaca mulatta (Rhesus monkey) is the source of this 1967-nucleotide messenger RNA. It is a transcript of the gene B3GALT9, whose product is annotated as beta-1,3-galactosyltransferase 9. Gene Ontology annotation, cellular component: Golgi membrane. Gene Ontology annotation, biological process: protein O-linked glycosylation. Gene Ontology annotation, molecular function: hexosyltransferase activity. Lineage: Eukaryota; Metazoa; Chordata; Mammalia; Primates; Cercopithecidae. The record is from RefSeq and is a predicted model, not a curated record.
ACUUCCGGUCCCCGCCCCGAGGUGGGUGGUGGGUGGUAGGAGGGUGGAGGCCAGGAGUAGGGAUUGGGAGGAGAGCGUCCCGGGAAGUUGAACGCUCGCCGCGCGGCCCUGGCGGUGCUUAGGCAGGAUGCAACCUAGAACAGAGCUUCUUUUCGUACCGUACAUCCAGGUUUGCACAGCGCUUUUGUGUCGCUCCUCCAAUCCGAUCUUGCACCAGCUCUGCAGUAGGCUUUCUUAUUAUCCUCAUUUUCGGAGGAGAGGGAGCUGUGGCUCAGGGAAGUUGAGACGUGUCCAGAUUCAUACGACCUGUUGGGCCCCUCUUUAUCCCGAACACUGUUCUAGGGGAUAGGGUUCGUGAACAAAAAACGCAAAAAUCCCUGACCGCCGGGGGCUUACAUCUAUUAGAAGGAGGAAGACAGACUAAGUAAGGCAUGUGAAAAGGAGAGAAAUAAAGCAAGUCAGCAGGUAUUCUAGGAUCAAAGCUCAGGUUGAUUGGCAAGAAACCUUAUCCUCUUUACCGCAAUUGCUGUUGGACUGGAGUGAUCCUGAGAUGCGUUUGGGCAUAACUUGGCAUCUGAACUCAAUAAUUUCUAAGACCCUGAAAUUGCUCACAGGCAACAUGCAAGUGACUUUCUGCAGACUUCGGACUCACCAGUGGUGUUUCAUUCUUUUUAAUGUCAUCCUAUUUCAUGCCUUGCUUUUUGGGGCUGACUUUGUGGAGGAAUACUUUCUGCAUUCUUUGCCUUAUAUAGAUAUGAAAGUUCUUGAAAUUAAGAAUAAGGCAAGAAAAUUGAACAUGGAACCCCUAAGAAGUAAUCUCUCCAAAUAUUAUGUCCUGAGCCAGUCGGAAGUAUGUAAAGGGAAGAACAUUUUUCUGCUGUCUCUUGUCUUCAGUAGCCCAGGAAAUGGAACAAGACGGGACCUCAUUAGGAAAACUUGGGGCAAUGUGACCAGUGUCCAAGGGCAUCCCAUUCUCACACUGUUUGCUUUGGGAAUGCCUGUUUCAGUGACUACCCAGAAAGAGAUCAACAAAGAGUCCCGUAAGAAUAAUGAUAUAAUUGAAGGAAUCUUCUUGGACAGUUCUGAGAACCAAACCCUGAAGAUCAUUGCAAUGAUACAGUGGGCUGUGGCUUUCUGCCCUAAUGCCCUGUUCAUUCUCAAGGUAGAUGAGGAGAUGUUUGUCAAUCUACCAAGCUUGGUAGACUAUCUUCUCAAUCUGAAAGAACACCUAGAAGAUAUCUAUAUAGGAAGAGUUAUUCAUCAGGUUACACCCAAUAGAGAUCCUCAGAACAGAGACUUUGUCCCUCUUAGUGAGUACCCAGAAAAAUACUACCCAGAUUACUGCAGUGGCGAGGCCUUUAUAAUGUCCCAAGAUGUGGCUCGAAUGAUGUAUGUGGUUUUCAGAGAAGUACCCAUGAUGGUGCCAGCUGAUGUGUUUGUAGGAAUUUGUGCUAAGUCCGUUGGCCUUAUACCCAUCCACAGCUCAAGGUUUUCUGGGAAAAGGCACAUUAGAUACAACAGAUGUUGCUAUAAGUUCAUUUUUACAUCCUCAGAAAUUGCGGAUCCUGGAACGCCCCUGGCAUGGAAGGAAAUUAAUGAUGGAAAAGAAUGUACACUGUUUGAGACAUACUAUGGGCUCGUUUCCUGCAAACUUCUGACGUACCUUGACAGCUUUAAACGUUUUCACAUGAAGACCAUAAAAAACAAUCCCACGUAUUUUGGUGAUUAGGAUUUCUUUAAUUUUCCUUACGAGUCAAUUAUUUUAAAGUUACCUUCUACCCUGUUAUGGAAAGCAUCCCUUCUUUCUGUGUUUUAUGUAGGUUCUCUGAAUCUUUAAUUUUACUUGCAAAGGUACAAAAUGUUUUCUGUGCUCUGGUGUACUCAAUUACUGAGAUCUCAUUUUAAGAAAUUUAAGUUGGUGUAGCAUGAUUCUUUUCAAAAUAAAAUAUUUCUUUCAGAAGAGAAAA